UUGGUACUGGUUUGCGCGUGUCCCUUCCUGCUCUGCAUGUACAUUUACACGCACACCUUUUCUCUCUCUCCAUUUCCUCUGAGAAAAUCUUUCAUUUUUUUUGAAACGGUACAGAUUAAGAUUCCCUUUCCUGCUUCUUACACCUUUCCCAAACACCCAAAAUAAUAAUAAAAUAACAUGGUAAUAAUGAAUAAACAAUGACUUUCUCGCGUUUCGCACGAAGCAAACACACACUUAUGAAUGUGUAUUCGCUCAAGUUUCAAACUUUCAUAUGUCAGACAGAAGAUGGUGCCAACAAACACUGAACUCCAACUGAGAGAACUUGCAACCUUGUACUGUUCAUCACUAUUCCUCCCACUACACUUCCACAUUCUGAUACUAAGCCAGUGAAACCCAACUCAAAUAACAUAUCAGAAAUGGUCUGCAAGUUUGCCAAAGUUUGUAGAUUGAAGUCUAUUGGGGUGUUUUCCUCUGAAAUCCCCAAUCUCCCUCACUUGCACAGACCCAUUUGCAAUGAGACUCCUUUGAGUGAAAACAGUAAUGAAGAGAGCAAAUGCUAUCACCAGAAAGUGCACCCCCACCCCAUUGAACUGCCAGCCAAGGAGAAGGCUUGUGCUGGUUUGGAGGUCACGAGGAAGAUAUUUGAUGCUGUUUCAGCUCUGAAAUUGGCAUACCUUCAGCUUCAGCAGGCGCAUAUCCCUUAUGACCCUCUGAAAAUAGUUGCUGCUGAUGACCUGGUUGUUGCUGAGCUUGAGAAGAUUUGCAAGUUCAAGCGCGAAUACACACAGAAACAUUGCAAGAAAGCAAGGUUCAAUGCCUCUCGUUCUGCUGCCAUAAUGGCUGAGAUUGUGGCCAAGGAAGCACUGUUGGGGAAGCUUAAGUCUCAAAACAGUGCCAAAGAUUCUGAGAUUGUCCGGUUGCGGCGCCAGCUGCUGGAUUUAGAGAUAGGGAAUAAAAAUCUCACAGAGAAGAUCAAGCAGAUAAGUUUGGAGAAAAGGAGGGCAGGUUUUUUUAGUGUUACUGAGUUUCAGGAUAUCUUCAAGGCUGCUUCAAAGUCCAUUCAUGAUUUUGCAAAACCAAUGAUUAGCUUGAUGAAAGCUUCGGGUUGGGACCUUGAUAGGGCUGCAAGUUCUAUUGAGAAUGGUGUUGUUUAUUCCAAAAGGUGUGACAAGAAGUAUGCUUUUGAGUCAUACAUUGCUCGCAGAAUGUUUCAUGGUGCUGCUUUAACAUCUUAUGAUGUGAGUGAUAUUAUGAAGUUUGAUGACCCUUUUGAUGCACUGAUGGAGAAUCCACAUUCACAUUUUGCCAAAUUUUCUCAAGAAAAAUACCUUCUCGUUGUGCAUCCCAAAAUGGAAGAGUCAUUCUUCGGCAAUUUGGAUCACCGGACGUUUAUAAUGAGUGGCAAGCACCCUAGAACUGAGUUCUAUCAAUUGUUUGCUAAGAUGGCAAAAUGGGUUUGGGUUUUACUUGGAUCUGCUCGGUCUAUAGAUUCUGCAGCAACCCUAUUUUCCGUGAACAGAGGAAGUGCGUUCUCCAACUUGUACAUGGAAUCUGUUGAAGAAGAAAAGGAGAGUGCAAUGGUUUCAGAUGAAGAAAGAACGACCCACAAAGUUCAAUUCAUGAUCAUGCCAGGGUUUAAAAUUGGAAAGAUGGUGGUGAAGUCCCGAGUUUAUGUGUCAAAAUGUUCAAGCUAAAUGGUGGCCUUUUUAACUGGUAAUUCAGCUAACAGAACCACUUAAAUUUUGUACUAGAGUUAUUUGAAUGGUACCUUAGCUAGUCAAGAUAACCAUGACUACUAGGUAAUGCUAGAACCUUAAACCAUCAGCUCUGUGUUGUAAUCUUUUCUAUUAAUUAGAGACCUGAUAUUGCUAGUAGCUACAGUGGUCUUAAAUUUCCUUACUGCUCUGUAUUUUUCGUUUUAACCUUUCAAAUUUCUCUAUAAACUGUAAAUAGGUGUUCAUGUAAAA
Molecule: messenger RNA, 1967 nt
Organism: Vigna radiata var. radiata (mung bean)
Lineage: Eukaryota; Viridiplantae; Streptophyta; Magnoliopsida; Fabales; Fabaceae
Product: protein GRAVITROPIC IN THE LIGHT 1
Exons: 2
Coding region: 417-1694 (425 amino acids)
Biological process (GO): response to red or far red light; negative gravitropism
Source: RefSeq, a predicted model, not a curated record